CUGAAUAAUCCACAUCUAGGGCAAGCUGGCUGAGAGGCGAUCCGGUGCUCAGCUCCUCUCUGCAGCCUGGGAAAAGAGACUGAGAGAAAAGACCAUUUUCAACGCAGAAGAAAAGGAGACAAGAUAUUUUGAGAUAACUGGACAUUACCAAGAAUCACAAGAGGAAGAUUUUCAUCUGCGGAUAUCUUUUAUUUAUACAUAUUGUUUAUAUAUCUAUAUAUAUUUGUACACGCGCAUAUAGGUCUUUAUAUAUAUAUAUAUAAUUAUAUAUACAUAUAUAAAUAUAUAUAUAUCCUGUACAUAUCAGUAAUUGUGCUUGUCUGUUUAUAUUAAUAUUUUUAUAUGUAUUUGUGUGUGUAAAUAUAUAAGAUAUAUAAACAAAUGAAUAUAUAAAUACACGUAUAUAUAUGAAUUUAUAAGCGUUUCACUGUGAACCAAGAGGAGCAAGAGGAAAUUUCUAUCAUCGGGGCUGGUCUCUGAUCCUGUGCUCGAAUUCAAUAUUUUGAAUAUUUCCUUUGAUCUUCUACGUCAAGAGGACAAAGACUACGUGCCCAUUUUGUAUUUUUUGUUAUCCUGUGGCUGCAUCCUGAACCCCGGAGAGCGAGAGGAUUCGACGUUAAAAAAGGGAAAACCUGUAGAGAUUCUCGUCUUAUUUGCGUCUGUGUUUGCGGCUCUGUGAGCUGAUCACAGCUUGCUGUGUAAGAUCUGAGGAGGCAGCAGAAAACCGAGUGCCACGCCGCUCCGCGUCACCCCAGCCUGCACAGCCAGCAUGCACAAACACCACCACUGCUGCAAGUGCCCAGAAUGUUAUGAGGUGACCCGCAUGGCAGCCCUACGACGCAUGGAUGCCCCUGCAUAUGGGGGAGACUGGCAGGCCGAGCCCUAUGGAUACCCACCUGGGUACGGAGGAGGCCAAACCUUACCCCCACCGGCCUCUGGGGGAGGCGGAAGCAUGGGCGGAGGAGGAGGAGGCGGCGGAGGAGGGGGCACUUUAGGAAGAAGUAAGGGCAAGAUUAUGUCUGGCGGUGGCCCCGGAGGCCCUAAUCCAAAGGGCCAGUCCAAAGGAGGCCCUAAAGUAAAUGGCAGCAAUUCCAGUGGACAAGGAGGAUGGUGGCCUGAGUGCACCUGCACCAAUCGGGAGUGGUAUGACCAGGCCAACCCUCCCCCCAUCAUUGUCAACGCAGACUCACUAGAUGCAGGCCCUUAUGUAAAUGGCAGUGACGGGAUGUACAAGUACGAGGAGAUCAUUCUUGAGAGGGGGAACUCUGGCCUGGGCUUCAGCAUCGCAGGAGGAAUAGACAAUCCCCACAUUCCUGAUGAUCCCGGGAUAUUCAUCACCAAGAUCAUCCCUGGAGGAGCAGCUGCUAUGGAUGGAAGGCUGGGGGUGAACGACUGUGUGCUGCGUGUGAACGAUGUGGACGUUUCUGAGGUAGUUCAUAGCCGAGCAGUGGAGGCCCUGAAGGAGGCGGGGCCAGUGGUACGCCUGCUGGUUCGACGAAGACAGGCCCCUCCUGAGACGAUUCUGGAGGUCAACUUGCUCAAAGGCCCAAAAGGACUUGGCUUCAGCAUCGCCGGUGGUAUCGGGAACCAGCACAUCCCAGGAGACAACAGCAUCUACAUCACAAAGAUCAUAGAGGGAGGAGCAGCCCAGAAGGACGGACGACUGCAGACCGGAGACCGCCUGUUAGCUGUGAACAACAUUGUGCUCCAGGACGUGCGUCAUGAAGAGGCCGUGGCGGCACUGAAGAACACAUCUGAUAUGGUUUACCUGAAGGUGGCCAAGCCAGGACCUGUGCACCUCAACGACAUGUACGCUCCUCCAGACUACUCCAGCAGUCUGGCCCUCCCUCCAGCCUUCCCCACCAUGGUGGACAACCACGUCAGCCACAACUACUUGGGAGCGAUGGAGCCCAAACCUGCGUACCCCCCUCCCCAGGUCACCCCGUCGCGGUACUCUCCAGUUCCACGCCACAUGCUCGGAGAGGAAGACUUCACGAGCAGGGCCGAACCAAUUUACAGUGUCAUCCACAAACCUGGGGAUAGCAAGUCGCCCCAGCCCCUCUACAGAGGCUUCUGUCCUUCCCCUGCUCCUUUGUGCCAAGCUCCGCUCCCCUUCUCCGGCAGGGAGCCGAGGAAGGUGUUGCUGCACAAGGGCUCCACAGGCCUGGGCUUCAACAUCGUCGGCGGCGAGGACGGAGAGGGCAUCUUCGUCUCCUUCAUCCUGGCCGGAGGCCCGGCCGACCUCAGCGGGGAGCUGAGGAGGGGAGACCGGAUUCUCUCUGUGAAUGGAGUGAACUUGAGGAACGCCACGCAUGAACAAGCAGCUGCUGCCCUGAAGAGAGCCGGACAGACCGUCACUAUCAUUGCUCAGUACAGGCCUGAAGAGUACAGCCGCUUUGAGUCCAAGAUCCACGACCUGAGGGAGCAGAUGAUGAACAGCAGCAUGAGCUCGGGGUCAGGCUCCCUGCGCACCAGCGAGAAACGCUCCCUCUAUGUCAGAGCUUUGUUUGAUUAUGACCGGACGAGGGACAGCUGCCUGCCCAGCCAAGGCCUGAGUUUCUCCUACGGGGACAUCCUUCACGUCAUAAACGCCUCCGACGACGAGUGGUGGCAGGCAAGGCUGGUGACGCCACACGGCGAGAGCGAGCAGAUCGGAGUCAUCCCUAGCAAGAAACGAGUGGAGAAGAAGGAGCGGGCCAGGUUAAAAACAGUCAAGUUCCACGCCAGGACAGGCAUGAUCGAGUCGAACAGGCCAGUCAAAGUAAAGCGCAAAAAAAGCUUCAACCUCUCUCGCAAGUUCCCGUUUUACAAGAGCAAGGAAAAUAUUGUGCAGGAGUUGGUGGAGUCGGAACAAUGUCUGACGUCCAACACCAGCGACAGUGAAAGUAGUUCAAAGGGCCAGGAAGAUACGAUCCUCUCCUAUGAGCCAGUUAUUCGACAAGAAAUCCACUACACAAGACCUGUGAUCAUUCUGGGCCCCAUGAAGGACCGAGUAAAUGACGACCUCAUCUCCGAGUUUCCUCACAAGUUUGGCUCCUGUGUCCCCCACACGACCCGUCCCAGGAGAGAGAACGAGAUGGACGGUCAGGACUACCACUUUGUGGCCUCACGGGAGCAGAUGGAGAAGGACAUUCAAGAUAACAAAUUCAUUGAGGCGGGACAAUUCAACGAGAACCUCUAUGGGACCAGCAUCCUGUCUGUCAGGACUGUGGCCGAGCGGCAGGGGAAACACUGCAUCCUGGACGUGUCCGGUAAUGCCAUCAAGCGACUGCAGCAAGCACAACUUUACCCCAUUGCCAUCUUUAUUAAACCAAAAUCCAUUGAAGCGCUAAUGGAGAUGAACAAGAGGCAGACGUACGAGCAGGCGAAUAAAGUCUUCGACAAGGCAGUGAAGCUGGAGCAAGAUUUUGGGGAAUUUUUCACAGCUAUUGUACAGGGUGACUCACUAGAGGAGAUCUACAACAAAAUCAAGCUCAUCAUCGAGGAGCAGUCCGGCCCCUACAUCUGGAUCCCGUCCUCAGAGAAGCUCUGAGCUCCCUGUCGCCCCGACUGCAUCGCCGCAAAGCCCCUCCCUCCUUCCUCCCAGAGACCCCACCCGCGCCUAAAUAGUCCCCCUCCUCACCUCCUUUUUGCAGAUAUGUUUCAUAUCAAGUUUUAGUGUCAUCAUUAUGUUACUCGAAAUGAAAAAGAAGUCUUAUCACCAUUACUGUGACUGUGCACACCCCUGCAUGAGUUUCUCAACAAAUCCAUUCAAGACUGGAAAAUGCCAUUGGAGAGGAAGCUGUGGAGCCAACGGGAAAAAGGAGAGAAUUCCUUUGUGUUGCGGGCGGACUGACUGACUGAAGACGGGAAUGUUUCACAUUAACCUGGAGGUGGGAUUCCGAAGCUGCAGGGGGACAGAGACUAAUCAUAUCGAGUUGGAACACUGUAAAUGUUCAUCCAAUCACGUUUGAAAAGACGAUGAGAAGUGAAGACAAAUUAAGGAUUUUUCUUUUCUCCCUGAAACUGAGUGGAAAGUCUGCCGACGGUACGGAUCCAAGAGUGGCCUCCGUUCACAGGAACUGCAGAUCUAUUUAUCACGAAGCAGCUCGCGGUUUGCUCGUCUGCCAGUGUGUCCGUGCCGCCCCAGGCCGCCAGGAGAGACAGAGGCGUGCGUUGUGAAUCUCGACAUUUAUAUUAUAAAGACCACAGAAUAAAUACUAAAAUCCUACUGAGAUUUUACUACAUAUUAAAAGAAACUACUGUUUUUUCACUUCACUAGAAUUGUCCAUUUGGAGGGCUGUUAGAUUUCUGUUUCUUUUCUUUGUGGGACUUUUUUGCUCGUGGUUCUUAGCUGCUCUGUUAAAGGAUGGGGGUAGAGACGUGUAACUGGGCUCUCUGCAAAACACCAAACUGCCUUACAUCAAAUACAAAUUCUUGUUUUGUAACUACCUGUUGUCUGUGCGGGAGGCUGCAGAUGACGGAGCAGGAGCGGAGAUCUAACACUACUUUGUCUUCAUUAGAGAGAGAGAGAGAGAGAGAGAAACAAAAAGCCUCUCCUCGUGAUUCGAUCCAAUUGGAUGAGCCAAAGCCUCCCAAAACGCGUUGAGCAGCAGCAGACCUUCUUACACUCUCUGCCUUCUGCGAGGGGCUUUUAUCUAAUGGAGUGGUCACACGGUACUGUGCUAUCGGCCUUAUAACGGGUAGAACAAGACAAUAUUGUAUUGGAUGUCCUCAAUGAUUAAAGAGUCAAUAUAACCUGUUUUCAAUUGUCCCCUACCAAAACCAACACUAAAGUCCUGUUUCAUUCAU
Messenger RNA from Synchiropus splendidus (mandarinfish), 4791 nucleotides. RefSeq names its product discs, large homolog 3 (Drosophila) (gene dlg3). Gene Ontology annotation, biological process: chemical synaptic transmission. Lineage: Eukaryota; Metazoa; Chordata; Actinopteri; Syngnathiformes; Callionymidae. Gene Ontology annotation, cellular component: postsynaptic density membrane; neuron projection; neuromuscular junction. Bases 770 to 3532 code for a protein of 920 amino acids. The transcript has 22 exons. Gene Ontology annotation, molecular function: kinase binding. The record is from RefSeq and is a predicted model, not a curated record.